AUGGAAGAAGGUGAAAGUUUACAAGAUCAUGGGAAUGAUACACAAGAAGAAAUUUUGUCAAAAUCAGAAGACAAAGUUACUACAGAAAUUUCUAAUGUGUCAGAAGAAGGUGUGGAAGCUAUUGCUGAAAAUGACAACCUAGAAAAUAAAAUAACAGCAAGAGAUGCUGAUCCUGAAAUAGUUGAAUCAAACAGACCAACUCAAGAAGCUGAAGACACUAGUGAAAGAUCAUGUGAUUCAAGAGGUGACGUUGUUGAAAGACAAAUCAGUUUAUCAUCCAGUGGUAACCAGUCACCACAGGAAACCAGAUCAGAAACACAGGAUCUUGAAACUUCAGCUGUGACAGAUAGUGACCUUGUUAAAUUAGGAGAAACAGAACAGAAUUUAGAAACACAGAAUUAUGAAAACCUUGAUAGUGACCUUGUUCAAUCAGAUAAAAUCGAGCAGAAUUUGGAAACCCAAAAUAAUGAAAAUAGCCCAACAGUUGAUGAGGUUGACCAUGGCAGCAUUCAGUUUGAUGAAAACAUACAAGAUUCAUCUGAGGUUCAAAUUAGUGCUGAAGACAUAGAAACUGUAGAUCCCUCAAACAAUCUAGAGCAGAACCAUAAUGAAAAUGAGACUAAAAAUGAAGAUGUUAUUUUACCAGCUAAUGAAAGAAGUGACAAUGUGGAGACUAAUGAAUUAAAAGAUGAAGAUUUAGGAGUAUAUAUGGAUGAUGACAUGGAUUCAAAUAUCUCCGAAGAAAACUCUAAAAGACCUUUAAGCUCUAUUAGAGGAAGACCUGUGUCUGCUAAAAUUCAGAGUAGAACUUCUUCUAAGAGACCAGAGUCGAGAAUUCAGUUUAAAGAACCAGAGAGAACAGAAAUAGAAGAUGUUGAGAAUAUUGCUGACCAGAGGGUUAAAGUUAACACUCCUGUUAGUCAUGCUGCAGAUUUAGACAACAGACGUUUAGAAUCAAGAGAAGCAACAUAUGAACAAGCUAUGAACUUAUUAUCUAAGAGAUGUACUAGUUCACAGCAUGAUAUAAAUAACCAAUAUUCACCAGAAUAUUUCUACAUCCAUCAAACUAAACCUACACCCAUGCCUCCUUUAAAGGCAUGGAGAGGUUACCAUGGUAAUGUAUACUUUGAACCAAUCACAAUCAAUAGUUUACAAAACCAACCUGUGUCCCCAACUUCACCAGUGGAAAGAUGCCAGAAUAAAAAUCAUCAAUUACUGGUGUCCAGAAGUCGAAUGGCAUCACGCAAUAGUUUGAAAAGCAGACUAUCUAAUAAAAGUAUUGUUAAAAGUCGUCCAGUCACACAACAGGUGGUUAUCUUGGACAAAAACACUGUUUUGAAUAGACUGGAUGAGAUUUCACCACAAGAAUUGGCGUGGUUGAAUGGUCAAGACUCUACAGGGAGUUUAUCAUUACGACCUCAGACUGUUGGCAGUGUACGUAGACCAGCUUCAUCAAGAUAUGACAGAAUCUGUAAAGGCUCUGUAUCAGGGAAGCUGAGACAAUCAGCUCUUUUAAGAAAUGAACCGCCAAAAAUAAAUGUUAAUGGAGAUAGAUUUGUCCAUCCAAGUGCCUUAUCACCAUUGCUCAGAUCAACAACACAGUAUUCAUUAAGUAAUCAACGAACAUUAAACAGCAGUCCUGACCUCUAUCACAGUCACCAUGGUAACUUUGAUCAUCUACCUCCAAUGGAACAAGUUCGUGUUAGUCUGCGUCAUGUUGAUAAUUCAUUAGACAAUUAUGGGAGAACAUCGCCAUAUAUAAGAGCAAGGAAAUAUACUGAUGAACUGAAGCCAUUCAUUAAAUACAGCCCAGAGAUCAAGGCCAAAUAUAGUAGAAAAUUAAAUGGUGUUUUAUAA
Messenger RNA from Lottia gigantea (owl limpet), 1857 nucleotides. RefSeq lists its product as hypothetical. Bases 1 to 1857 code for a protein of 618 amino acids. Lineage: Eukaryota; Metazoa; Mollusca; Gastropoda; Lottiidae. The transcript has 3 exons. The record is from RefSeq and is a predicted model, not a curated record.